AUGGUCCAAAUCAAUGCUAGUUUGCGACAGGCUUGCGACUACCAGCGUAUCGCGGACUUUGGCGUGGAGUUGUUGCGUAUGUAUCAGAGCACCAGCAUGUGGGUGGCACAAGCAGAUGACGCUGGUGGUGACGACGAUAAUCCCAAGUAA
Messenger RNA from Fusarium verticillioides 7600, 150 nucleotides. RefSeq lists its product as hypothetical. The coding region runs from base 1 to 150 and encodes 49 amino acids. NCBI's taxonomy places the organism in Eukaryota, Fungi, Ascomycota, Sordariomycetes, Hypocreales, Nectriaceae. The transcript has a single exon. The record is from RefSeq and is a predicted model, not a curated record.